Camelina sativa (false flax) is the source of this 1197-nucleotide messenger RNA. The record is from RefSeq and is a predicted model, not a curated record. NCBI's taxonomy places the organism in Eukaryota, Viridiplantae, Streptophyta, Magnoliopsida, Brassicales, Brassicaceae.
AUAACAGGUAAAACAAAAUAUUACAAUACAAAGCAUUUGUCUUUCAUGUCUCAUCUCCGAGACUCCGACUCCGACUCCGACUCCGAAGUUGUAGUUCGGUAAAACAAAGUCUCUCGCUUCUUCCCCCCACUCUCUCUCCACCUCCUUCCAUUUCUUCUUCUUUCUUUCUCUUUCUCGCUCUCUCUCUCUCCCGUGCUUCUAGGGUUUCGUUGAUAAUCCACAUUCAAAUUUCUCUCCUUUUAAUCUUUCUCUUUUCUUUUUGUAUAAUUAACGAUCAGAAGAUAUGGAUUCUUCCAAUUCAUGGAUCAAUUGUCCCUCUGUUUUCUCUUCUUCUUCUUCUUCUUCUUUGAGACGGUGUCAAUCCCGAUCAGAUUUAUAUCUAGGAGGAGGAGUAGGAGGAGGAGGGUACGAGGAUCUUGAAGGAGAAGACGAUUUGAAAGCUGAGUUUAUAUGCCCUUUUUGCGCAGAGGAUUUUGACAUUGUUGGGCUUUGUUGUCACAUUGACGAAGAACAUCCCGUUGAAGCCAAGAACGGGGUCUGUCCUGUAUGCACUAAGAGAGUGGGAUUAAAUAUCGUUGGCCAUAUUACGACGCAACAUGCCAAUUUUUUCAAGGUUCAGAGAAAGAGAAGGUUGCGAAGAGGAGGAUAUAGCUCUACUUAUCUCGCCUUGAAAAAGGAACUCCGGGAAGCUAACUUACAGUCUCUUCUUGGUGGUUCUUCGAGUUUCACUUCUUCUACAAACAUUGAUUCUGAUCCGCUGUUGUCAUCCUUUAUGUUUAAUUCUCCUUCACUCAAUGAGUCUGCAAACAAAACUGCUACACUUGUUGUGACUGAAGAAAAGUCAGCUACAAAAGUCUCAUUUAAAGAAUCUCUCAAAAGAGACAUUCAAGAAGCUCCACUUUCAGGUGAAGAUCAAGAGAAGGCGAAAAAGAGCGAGUUUGUGCGGGGUAUGUUGUUGUCAACCAUGCUUGGAGACGAUUUCUAAUUUUCCGUUAAAAUCCCUCGCCUUGUUGUGGUUGAUGCAUGAGGCAUAAGGAAUCUGAGGUUGAACUUGUUAAAGAGUGGUCAUAAUGUAUGUGAUGCGAAAUCUUGUAAGUUAAGGGGAUGCAGAGUUGCAUCCAUAUAUUAUUGUCGUUUAUACCUUGGAACCUUUAUGUGCAUAAGCGGAAUAAAGUACUUUCUUUAUUCGAAAGACAA